GCGCUGGCGGACACAUGGGUGAUCCUCGCAGAUUGGAACGUGCCGUUCGAAGACAUCGCCAAGACGGGUUUCGUCCAGCAGAUUGGGGGCGCGCUCAUCAAGCCAAAUGUGGAGGUCACAUGCGACAAGGGGAAAGGCAGCCUCAUAGAUUACGGCAUCACCAGGACGGACUUCGUCGACAAGGUAAAACUGCAGGCCGUCAGGAAGGUACCGUGGCGGACGCAUUGCGGGCUCACGCUGACCUUGGAUGGAGCUUCGCGACCUUGGUGGCAUCGCAUAAUAGUUUUACCAAAGGAGUUGGCUACGCCGGCCAAGCCAAAGAAGAAGGCAGACCCGAACAGUCAGAGGUCACGCAAGCGGCAAGAAGAACGGCAACGAGCAGAAGAGCGUCUUGAGCCGCAUUUACGCGAGGCGUUCCAGAGCAAGACGGUGAUAGAGGAAGAGGCUGAGAGGCAUAAGGAAAAGCCGUACUACAUCACAGACGAAAUUUGGGCUCAGACAAUGGCAUCAGAGAGUCACGAAUGGGAGCUUUCGGACGAGCUCAAGUCCUGGGACGGCGGCCUCAUCAUACGUGGACAGCGGCAUGGGACGGUAGAAGCUGCGGUCACCAAGAUGUACGCGGAGUGGGUCACAUGCUUAGAGGAGUCGGCUAUCAUCACAGACGAAAUCGCAGAAAAAGAAGCGGACCAAUAG
Prorocentrum cordatum is the source of this 693-nucleotide messenger RNA. The record is from the annotation of a GenBank genome assembly. Lineage: Eukaryota; Dinophyceae; Prorocentrales; Prorocentraceae.